GACAACUUUGAGAAGGUCUGACAAAAAGCUACUGCUGGUCCGAAGAGCGGGCAUGUUAAAGAAAGAAGUCAGAGAAGUCAAGAAACAAGCUGCUUGUAGAGACUCACAAGAAAGUGUAGAAGGGAUUUUUUUUAAAACAAAGGUUGAAGUGAGUGUGUGACAGGUGUUGAGAUUCUCAGUCACUUUUGCAGCAGCUGAGGCAGCCACUGAAGUAACCUCUGAAGUAGUAAAAUUGAGACAGGCUUGAGUAUUUGGGACAUUUUCUCUACUCAUUCAAGCAAGUGAUCCUUUAAUAGAAGCAGCAGCAUGUCUCUGGAGGUGAAGGAGAAGACACAGGUGCGGCUAGUGUUUUUGGGGGCAGCCGGGGUGGGCAAGACAGCUCUGAUCCGCCGCUUCCUCCAGGACAGCUUUGAGCCCAAACACCGGCGCACGGUGGAAGAGCUUCACAGCAAGGAGUAUGACAUCGGCGGGGUCAAGGUCACCGUGGAGAUCCUGGACACAAGCGGCAGCUACUCCUUCCCGGCCAUGCGCAAGCUCUCCAUCCAAAACAGCGAUGCCUUUGCCUUGGUGUAUGCUGUGGACAACCCCGAAUCACUGGAGGCGGUCAAGAGCCUGAGGGAUGAGAUUCUGGAGAUCAAGGAGGACAAGUACACACCCAUUGUAGUGGUGGGGAACAAAGUAGACCGGGAAGACGAGCGUCAGGUGUCCACCGACGAUGUGCUGUCAACUGUGGAGCUGGACUGGAACAACAGUUACCUGGAAGCGUCGGCAAAAGAGAACGCCAACGUGGUGGAAGUGUUCAAGGAGCUUCUGCAGCAGGCAAACCUCCCGAGCCGCCUGAGCCCGGCGCUGCGCAGACGCAGGGAGACCUUCCCCAAAGACACCAGCUUCCGGCCGCCCAUGAACAAGACCAACAGCUGUAUCCUAUCAUAACGAGAGACAGGGGGGGAUGUGUUGCUGUGUAUCAUGAAGGGACAGGGUGGAAACAAUAAGAGUGUAUGUUGUGCAAUGUAGUGCUGCUGGACAGACCUGAAGAAAGACUUGACUUUAGUGAGUGGGUGCGAAGUGGAGAACUGUCUGAAUCAGAAAACUCAUCCUGGACCGACAGGCGCAUGUUAGUUCCCAGUCUUUCUGAUGUUGUUGCUAUAUGAGGAAAAACCUGCGUUGAGACUGAAUUUGAGCUGUCAUCAGAGUCACACAUUAAAUGGAACUAAGAACUAAGAGUGAGAAGAUGAGGAUGCAUUUACUAGUUUUGUUUACUCGAUGUGAUGUUGUUGCUGCUUACUUGGUGACAUGCUGCUGGUGUUUAGAUCAAUGUAUAGCUUUUGGAUUUCCACUUAAAUGUUCAUCCACUUUAAAGGCAUUGGGACUGUUGCAGAUAUUGUUUACUGAUUUGAAAGAGGGAUGGUGAAAUAUACCUAUAUAUAUAUUGUGAUUUGUGCAAACAUAUUAGCUUUCAUGUGAAAUGUUUUAAUUGAGACAAAUUCACUUGUAGCACAUCAUAAUGUUUACAAUUUUUGUAUACAAUUUUGCUAUCAAGCAUGGCAUCACUCUUAUGUUUGACACAAGUGGUGAAAUUCAAAUGCAUACUGCAAAUGCACUUUCCAUUUUGAAAUUACCAUGCACAUGUUUUUUGUUUUUGUUUUUGAUAUUUGAAUUUUUUUUCCUUCAUUUGUAACACUUUUGCUGUUUAUUA
Myripristis murdjan (pinecone soldierfish) is the source of this 1696-nucleotide messenger RNA. Its product is annotated as GTP-binding protein Rhes-like. The transcript has a single exon. Lineage: Eukaryota; Metazoa; Chordata; Actinopteri; Holocentriformes; Holocentridae. Gene Ontology annotation, molecular function: GTPase activity; GTP binding. The coding region runs from base 307 to 933 and encodes 208 amino acids. The record is from RefSeq and is a predicted model, not a curated record.